UUGCCGGCUCAUUCUUUACUAAAUCAGCUUUAAAAUCGUUGUUGGAUAAGAAUGGAAAAUGCCUUCUAGCAGUAACAGUAAAGUAUCUAAUUGUAUCCAUGUUGGUACAGUAGGAGAUGUCAGCUGGGAACAGUUAAAACAAAAACAGGGCGUUGAAGAAUGUGAUUCAUGUGAUGCUCAUCCACCUCAUCUGUGGUUAUGUCUGUAUAAAGACUGUCACUAUGUUGGUUGUGGCGAGAAGGUAGCAGACCACAGUUUGCAUCAUUAUAAGGAAAGAAAUCAUAGUUUGACCAUCAACUUGAUGACUUUAAGAAUAUGGUGUAAUUCCUGUGAAUGUGAAGUUUUUCCAGAUCAUAAUAAUCCACCAUUUUAUAUAAGUGGCAAUGGCCAGACAACACCUAUUAAUACAACUAAAUCAGGAGAUAAUUCUAAUGACAGCUCACCACAAAGAAGUUUUUCUAACUAUGAAGACUCAGAAUCUGAUUUGGAUGAUGAAACUAUUAAACCAAGAGGAUUAACUGGUUUACAGAAUCUUGGUAAUACAUGUUAUAUGAAUGCUGCUUUACAAGCUUUAUCUAAUUGUCCACCAUUAACCAGAUUCUUUUUAGAUUGUUCCGGAUGUGUAAGACCAGAAAAAACACCUCAUUUAUCACGAAACUAUUUGCGUCUUAUUACAGAACUAUGGCAUAAAAAGAGACCUAGUUAUGUUGUACCAAGUGGAGUUGUAAAUGGUAUUAAAGUUGUCCAUCCGAUGUUUAGAGGAUGUACUCAGCAGGACACACAAGAGUUUUUACGAUGUUUUAUGGAUCAACUUCAUGAAGAAUUAAAACAACCAAUUUGUGAUAAUGAAGAAGAAGAAGACGACAUCACCGACAAUACACAACUGCCUGUAAAUUAUUCCACAACAACAACAUCUAAAGAACGCAAGCCAUCCACAGAUUCUGGUAGCAGCCAAUCAGAUUGUGAAUACGAAACAUGUGACUCUGGUUUGAGUAGUGAACGUAACUCCGGUGAUCAUAAUUUCUCUGAAGAUGAAGGUAGUGAUGGUAAUGAAAUAACACGACAAAAUUUGAACAAACAUGGUCGGGAUAAAAACCGCCAUAAUGUGCGCUCAAUCUAUGAUAACUCAGACAUUUCUGUUGCUAAUGUAAAGGACACAAAAGAAACAGCUAAUUUGUUAGCCAAAGGUCAAGGUGAACUUCGGAAAAAACAUCUGAAUAAAAGUGAAUCUGGUGAAUUUAUUGAUGCAGUAUCAGAUCUGGGAUCAUCGACAUCAAGUUUAAGGUCAUCAAAAGCAAGUAUUAUUGGGAAGCAGACGCAGCAUGGAGCUGGCGGUGAUAAAAGUCAAUCAGUUAAAACUCAUCAUCAACCAAAUACCACAACCAAAGGUAUUUAUAUUGGAUUACUACCUAAUCUAGAUGAUGAUGUAGUUUGA
This is a messenger RNA of Patella vulgata (common limpet), 1435 nucleotides long. RefSeq names its product ubiquitin carboxyl-terminal hydrolase 20. Gene Ontology annotation, molecular function: cysteine-type deubiquitinase activity; zinc ion binding. NCBI's taxonomy places the organism in Eukaryota, Metazoa, Mollusca, Gastropoda, Patellidae. Bases 59 to 1435 code for a protein of 458 amino acids. The transcript is spliced from 10 exons. Gene Ontology annotation, biological process: protein deubiquitination. The record is from RefSeq and is a predicted model, not a curated record.